Pogona vitticeps (central bearded dragon) is the source of this 3341-nucleotide messenger RNA. NCBI's taxonomy places the organism in Eukaryota, Metazoa, Chordata, Lepidosauria, Squamata, Agamidae. The record is from RefSeq and is a predicted model, not a curated record.
GCGGCAGAGGAGGAGGAGGAAGAGGAGGAGGAGGAACUCCCGGGUCGGGGCUUCCCUCCUUCUCGCCUCUUCCCCCCCCCCCCCCCGCCGCCGGGCUGGCUCCGCCUGGGGGAGGCGGAGAGGAGGUAAGCCGGGUCUCGGUGGGUGGAGGCCCCCGUAUUCCCCCCCCUCCCGGGAAGAGCCGGGGUGCUUCUUCUUCGGCGGCUGGCCGGUGGAACUCGCGGCCACAAGACGCGGCACCUCGGCGGCGUGGGGAGGGGGCGGCGAGGCAGGCGAGCCUUCCUCCCUUCUGGACCUUCUUCCAGGCACGUCUUGUUUAGCCGGUGCUGAGUGACGUUCGUGGUGUUUUAGGGGCUUGGGGACAGGAUUCCUUUCCUAGCCCUUCCUGGAGAUUUUGGGGACUGGACUCUCUGGGCGCGAACGUCUGUGUGCUUUGCCCCUGAGGUUUGUCAACAUGAGCGAAAGGGCCGACAGCCUCCACUUCCAGUUUGACAACUACGGGGACUCCAUGCUGCAGAAGAUGGACAAGCUGCGGGAGGAGAACAAAUUUUGCGACGUGACCGUCCGCAUCGACGACCUGGAGGUCCACGGCCACAAGAUCGUCUUUGCUGCCGGCUCCCCUUUCUUAAGAGACCAGUUCCUGUUAAACGAUUCCAGGGAAGUGAAGAUCUCCAUCUUACAGAGCUCCGAAGUGGGGAAGCAGCUGCUGCUCUCCUGCUACAGCGGCGUCCUGGAGUUUCCCGAGAUGGAGCUGGUGAACUACUUGACCGCCGCUAGCUUCCUCCAGAUGAGCCACAUCGUGGAGCGCUGCACGCAAGCCCUGUGGAAAUUCAUCCGGCCCAAACAGCAGCUCAGCCACAAAGCGGACGGCGUGCGGCAGGCUGACUCUCCCGACCCAAAGGAGCGCCCGGGGACCGGGGGUGGGGGGGAGGAGGACGAAGACGAGGAGGACUCCUCCUUGCAGCCGGAUUCGCCUUGCGUCCAACCUUCAGAGGACAGCUUGGAUAUGGAGGACAGCGACAUCCAGAUCGUGAAGGUGGAGUCCAUCGGGGAGGCGGCGACGGAGGGGCGUAGCAAGAAGGACCCGGGCCAGUUCCUGGCCUCGGAGCAGCCGAGCACCCUCCAUUCCUCCGAACCCCAGCACUCGCUCAUCAACUCCACAGUGGAGAACCGGGGCGUGGAAAUGGAGCGGAGUCAGUUGCACAACUACGGCCUCUCGUACGCAGGGGGCGAGAGCCUCAUCCUGGCUCCCAAGGACCUGUUUGGCUCCAGCAAUCGGGGCGUGGACAAGGGCCUCCAGUGGCACCACCAGUGUCCCAAAUGCACCCGGGUGUUCCGACACCUGGAGAACUACGCCAACCACUUGAAGAUGCACAAGCUUUUCAUGUGCCUCUUGUGCGGCAAGACCUUCACCCAGAAGGGCAACCUCCACCGGCACAUGCGGGUCCACGCCGGCAUCAAGCCCUUCCAGUGCAAGAUCUGCGGGAAGACCUUCUCCCAGAAGUGCUCCUUGCAAGACCACCUCAACCUGCACAGUGGGGACAAGCCCCACAAGUGCAACUACUGCGACAUGGUCUUCGCCCACAAGCCCGUCCUCCGUAAGCACCUGAAGCAGCUCCACGGCAAGAACAGCUUCGACAACGCCAAUGAGAGGAACGUCCAGGACGUCGCGGUGGAUUUUGAGGCCUUUGGCUGCGGCCCGGGGAUGGCGGACUCCAAGGGCUGCCCGCCGGCCGAGGGAGGUCAGGGGCUGGACGCGGGCAAGCUGGCCCAGGCAGUGCUCGGUUUACGGAACGACAGCGCCUGCGUGAAUUGAAACGGGUUCCAAAACGUCUCUCUCUCUCUCUCUUUUUUAAAAAGAAACAUUUCUUUUCUUUCACUGGGGCAGGAAUCUCCUGAAAGGGAGCUGCUGCCUUCAUCUUUUCGGCCUGAGUGUCAGUUCCAAAACUUUCCGCCAAAGGAGCUAGGAGGGGCUGAGCCCAAAAUUGCAGCUGGCGUGCCGUUCCAUCCCAUUUUUGAUGUUUGGGGGCCGUUUUUUGUCCCCAUCGUGGAAGGAGCACCGAGGUGGUAUAGACCUCUCUCUUUUUGUUGAUAUUUACAGUUGUAAUCAAAAUUAUUCAACCCCCCAUUGCAAAUCCGGUCUGUUGUCAGCAUUUACAGACUUUCAGCUGUUUGCAGUGAACAAACCAAACAAAGGCAAUUGAAAUAGCGCAACACGAUGCUUCAAGCAGUUUCCCCAAAUUCAUCUGAAAAUGCCCUCUUUAAUGAAUUCUGCAGUCUGUAAAUCAUUCAACCCCCUGAAUAGAAUCCCCACACACACAACAACACAAAUAUGCAAAAACAGGUAUUGUCUCAAACAUACCUGAUGCAAUGAAUUAAGGGCUUUAUUUGUUACACUGAGCGUGCUUGAGUUGGAACACAUGAAAUAUCUGAGCUGGCAAGGAAUUUGGUGAGUGUCACAUUUGACUGUAUGUUAGAAAUAUGGUGAAGUCAAAAGAAUGGGCCAAAGAGUUAAAGAGAUUGUUGCCCUUCACAAGCAAGGAACAGGAUACAAAAAGACAGUGAAGGCACUUCAUGUUUCGAGAGGCACCGUUGAAAGCAGAGUCCAGAAGUUCUGUGGGGAAGAAAAAGGAAGCCCAUCAAUGACUGCAACUUGAUUUAUGCAAAGGCAGGCUGAGAAAAACCUCGAGUGACUGCAAAAGCUCAGCAGGAAGGCUUGGCAACAACAAGCACUGAGGUUUCAGUUUGCACAGUAAGGCCCGUACUAAACGCAGGUUUCCAUGCCAGAACUCCGUGAUACAUACCACUACUGACCCAAAAGCAAAGGAAAAUAUGAUUUGGCUCCAGUAUGCCCCCAAAUCAUAUAAACAAGCCACAGAAAUUUGGGGGUUCUGUUCUGUGGAGCGGUGGAACAAAACUGGAACAUUUUGAUCCGAUGGAUCAGCAGUAUGUCUGGAGAAAGAAGAAUGAAGCACACACUGAAAAGAACACUCUGCCUCCAGUUAAGCACGGCAGAGCUAUGGUGAUGCUCUGAGGCUGUUUUGCAUCCUCUGGCUGUGGACACCUGCAGCGUCUGGAAGACAAGAUGGAUUCAUUGAAGUAUCAGGAAAUCCUAGGAGAAAACGUCAUGCCAGCUGUGAGGAAGCUGAAGCUUGGGCGUUCUUAGACCUUCCUGUUGGACCUUCCAACAGGACAAUGAUCCCAAGCAUACCUCACGUUCAACCCAGGUUUGGUUGCAGAAGAAGUCCUGGAAGGCUCUACAGUGGCCAUCACAAUCACCUGUCUUGAACCCCAUAGAAAAUCUAUGGCGGGAUUAAAAGAAGGUGAUUGCAGCACGCAAA